Messenger RNA from Malus domestica (apple), 2681 nucleotides. RefSeq names its product transmembrane E3 ubiquitin-protein ligase FLY2-like. Lineage: Eukaryota; Viridiplantae; Streptophyta; Magnoliopsida; Rosales; Rosaceae. The record is from RefSeq and is a predicted model, not a curated record. Gene Ontology annotation, molecular function: zinc ion binding.
AGCCUCCCCGACUCUGACCUCCAUUUACCAAAUACCAGAAUACAAAAACCAGUGGACAUGUCAACCACCAUUCCCACGCCUUCGUCUUCCUCUUAAGCUCUCGAACCAACCCUCUUAAUCUCCAACCCACAAUAAUUAUUACUAAUAUUAUUUAAUAUAUAUUCAAAUUAAAUACUUAUUCUAAUUUGAUACUCCUUUGUUAUUAGUUUUCUUUGUUGUUGCUUAAGAAUAAUUAAGAAGUCAAUUAGUCGUUGUGCUUUCACUUUCUCCAUUUGAUCGGCUGGUAACUUCCUCCAAUCUUUGACUCCAAUUGAAGCAAAACCCCCCUCUCUUAAGCUGUUUACUCCAAUGGGUUUCCUGUUUUUCUCUUCGUUUUUUCGAUUUCUUUCCCAACACAGAGGCUUGGCGGUGGCGGUGGAAAUUCGGAGUUGAAUUUCGGGGAUGGGAUUUAUGGGGUUUGGUUCGGGGGUCGUGAGGAAUUUGGGGUGUUUGUGGUCUCGGCGGAGCAAGCUGUACUGGGUUGUAUUCUGGGUUUGGGUUGCUUUUGUGCUUUUGCCGCCGGUGGCCAGUCUUCGACCCUUGCGGGAACGAGCUCGAUCAUGGGGCGAUGAGUGGCUAUUUGUAAAAAAAGAUGAAAUUGAUUUGGGACCAUUUUCUACAUGGAAUAUAACAGGAACUUACAGAGGGACUUGGAAGUUUCCUGAUUCAACAAAUAGCUCUUCCAGAUUUCCGGAUUUUAGGAAUUCCCAUGGCAACAGUAUCAUUGAAUUGGUUAGCACGCCGACAAAAAUAACUGGCGUACAUUACGUACAGGGGGUAAUUAUUUUCCAUGAUGUGUUUGACAAUGAACACAAUGUUGGUGGUGUUCAAAUCAGGGUGGAGGGUGUAUUUAUAUGGCCGUUUAGACAACUUCGAAUGGUAGCUAACAGUGGAAAAGAGGGAGAGUCAAGCCAAGCAGAAGAAUAUUUAUUGUCAAAUCCUUAUCAUAUGAGGUUUCAAGUACUCACACAUUACAUGGUACCUUUGCAACAGCUUGGAGUUUUCUCUUCCCAGGUUUUCCAAGAAUCUCCUAGAGAUAAGAUAUGGAGGAAAAAACAUUCUCCAAUCUAUGAAAUGGAGAAACACUGUAAUGUAGAAAUCGCGGGCCAAGUUUCACGUGUCUCAUCCACCCAUAAUGAUGGAGAUCGUGAUCGAUACCAUAUAGAAUCGUUGAUGGAGAGUCCUUCAGUGGAUGAUGAUGGAGAUUGCUUCUCUCCCUUGAUAUUAAACGCUACUUCUGUCAAUGUGGAGGUGUACUACAACAAAGCAGUGAACUAUACUUUGAUGGUCACCUUUGUCUCUUUUCUCCAAGUUCUCCUCUUAAUUCGGCAAAUGGAACAUAGCAACACUCAUUCAGGGGCUGCCAAAGUUUCGAUUCUAAUGAUUGGCCAACAGGCUAUCAUGGAUGCUUAUCUCUGCCUUCUACAUUUGACUGCAGGAAUACUUGUUGAAUCCUUGUUUAAUGCUUUUGCGACUGCUGCUUUUUUCAAGUUUGUUGUCUUCUCAAUAUUUGAGAUGAGAUAUCUUCUUGCUAUAUGGAAAGCUAGUAGGCCUACAAAUAGCGGGGAAGGUUGGGAGACGAUGAGGCGUGAGCUUUCAGUUCUAUAUAGCCGUUUCUAUGGGAUUCUUUUGGGAGGCAUUCUGCUCAUGUAUGAGUUCCAUAACUUCUUGAGACCUAUUCUUCUCCUUAUGUACUCCUUUUGGAUACCUCAAAUUAUCACCAAUGUCAUUCGUGAUUCAAGAAAACCUUUGCAUCCUCAUUACAUCUUGGGCAUGACUGUUACGCGGCUUGCAAUCCCAUUAUACAUAUUUGGUUGCCCUAACAACUUCAUGCGCAUUGAGCCUGACAAGAGUUGGUGUAUUUGUUUGGGUGUAUUUAUUGGACUGCAAGCGUCCAUUCUUCUUCUUCAGCACUAUCUUGGCUCGCGGUGGUUCAUUCCUCGUCAGAUUCUACCUGAAAAAUAUAGCUACUGUAGAAGGCUUGAUCAGAAUACGAAUCGCACCACAGAUUGUGUCAUUUGCAUGACCGCAGUUGAUCUCACACAACGUUCAAACGAUCGCAUGGUGACACCAUGUGAUCAUUGCUUUCACUCGGGUUGUUUACAAAGGUGGAUGGAUGUAAAGAUGGAGUGCCCAACUUGUCGGCGUCCACUGCCACCAGCCUGAUCCUUCCAGUCUGUCUAUAUCAUGUAUAGGAUCAACUGACAUCGCCCAGCUCACUAAUUUUGGUUGGGCAUUGAAUCGAUAUUCAGGUUGAGCGCACCUUCCGAAGGAAGAAGGAUGAGGUACGGCAUAUAAUCAAUCAGUUUCCAUUUCCAAAAUGUAACAGAUUCUGCAUCAGUUGUUACUCGAGCCAACAAUUUUUAAUUUUUCACUUUUGCUUUGUUUGGUUUUGUUGUAUAAUGUGUAAUGUGUAUGUAGGAAGCAAUUCUUUAGGUGCAAAUUCUUGCCAAGUCCAUCAAUUGUUGUAUAAUGUAUAAUGUAUAAUGUAUAAUGUAGUAAACAAUUGUUGUAGGAUCUUGUAGACUUGCAAUAACGAAUUCUAUUGGAGAAUAAAGUCUCACGGCGGAAAUGUAACAAAAUAAUAUACAGCUUAUAUGUCAGAGUUUCACUCUUAAUAUCACCGAGGUUUUUUAUGGAAC